ACCUCCACACUCCGCCCCGGCCGCCAUUGCCUCGUGCCCGCGCUGGUCGGUUGGUGGCGCCUUUGUCCUACGGCGGGCAGGUGGGCUGAGGCCGAGGCGGGAGCGGCGGGCCUGAGGCCGGGGAGCAGCGGGGAGGCGGCCGCGCUGGUAGCGAUAUUAAUAAGGCAGCGGAAAGAAGAAAUAUGAAUACGGCUCCAUCAAGACCCAGCCCCACACGAAGGGAUCAAUAUGGUUUUGGAGAUAGUCGAGAUACAAGGCGUGAUCGCUCUCCAAUUCGAGGAAGUCCAAGGCGAGAAUCCAGGGAUGGCAGAAAUGGACGGGAUGCCCGGGAUAGCAGAGACAUUCGAGACCCUCGGGAGUUGCGGGACCACAGAGACAGCCGGGACAUUCGGGAUCACAGAGACAGCAGAAAUAUACGUGAUGCUAGGGACCUGAGGGAUUUUCGGGACUUCCGUGAUCUAAGAGACUCUAGAGAUUUUCGAGAUCAUCGAGACCCUGUGUAUGACAGAUACAGAGACAUAAGAGACUCCCGAGACCCUCUGUACAGGAGAGAAGGGUCUUAUGACCGCUAUCUGAGGAUGGAUGACUAUUACCGGAGAAAGGAUGACUCUUACUUGGACCGGUACAGAGACAGCUUUGACGGAAGAGGUCCUCGUGCAAAAGAGCGUUUGAAACGUGAGGAACGACGUAGAGAGGAGCUUUAUCGUCAGUAUUUUGAGGAGAUCCAGCGGCGCUUUGAUGCUGAGAGGCCUGUGGACUGCUCUGUUAUUGUGGUCAACAAACAGACUAAAGACUAUGCUGAGUCUGUGGGGCGGAAGGUACGAGACCUCGGCAUGGUCGUGGACCUGAUCUUCCUCAACACCGAGGUGUCGCUGUCACAAGCGCUGGAGGACGUCAGCCGAGGAGGGUCCCCCUUUGCCAUUGUCAUCACCCAGCAGCACCAGAUCCACCGCUCGUGCACAGUCAACAUCAUGUUUGGAACUCCACAAGAGCAUCGCAACAUGCCCCAGGCAGAUGCCAUGGUGCUGGUGGCCAGAAAUUAUGAGCGCUACAAGAAUAACCGUCGGGAGAAGGAACGUGAGGAGAUUGCCCGACAGGCAGCCAAGAUGGCUAAUGAAGCCAUUCUCCAGGAAAGAGAUCGUGGAGGCCCUGAGGAGGGAGGUCGUGGGGGGCACCCUCCAGCCAUGCAGAGCCUCAUCAACCUCCUGGCAGACAACAGAUACCUCACUGCCGAGGAGACAGACAAGAUCAUCAACUACCUGCGGGAGCGGAAGGAGCGGCUCCUGAGGAGCAGCGCCGACUCUCUGCCUGGCCCGAUUUCCCGCCAGCCACUCGGGGCGGCCUCGGGUACCUCGCUGAAGACACAAGCAAGUUCCCAACCGCUUCAGAGCGGCCAAGUGCUCCCCUCUGCUACACCCACUCCAGCCGCACCCCCCACCUCCCAGCAAGAGCUUCAGGCCAAAAUCCUCAGCCUCUUCAAUAGUGGCACGGUUGCGGCCAACAGCAGCUCUGCAUCCCCCUCAGUUGCUGCCGGAACCUCCCAGAACCAGAAUUUUUCCACAGCAGCAAACAGCCAGCCUCAGCAAAGACCACAGGCCUCAGGAAACCAGCCUCCAAACAUGGUGGGACAGGCAGGGUCUGCUCGGAACAUGGGCCCCAGGCCUGGGGCUCCUCCUUCCCAAGGGCUCUUCGGUCAGCCUUCCAGUCGCCUGGCACCUGCCAGCAACAUGGCUAGCCAGAGGUCUGUCUCUUCCACAGGUAUUAACUUUGACAAUCCGAGUGUGCAGAAGGCUCUGGACACCCUGAUCCAGAGUGGCCCUGCCCUCUCCCACCUGGUGAGCCAGACUGCAGCACAGGUGGCACGGCCCCAGGCCCCCAUGGGCUCUUACCAGAGGCAUUACUGAGGCUCCAGCGGUCGGUCCACUGUCCUUAGUCCCUUUCCCUCCCACUUCAUCCUAAGUAGAGAUGUUUGGAAGUGGUGUUCACACUCUCCGGAGGGGUCGACAUCAGAUAUCCUAAGUUUCUCGCUCCGCUCCUUCCUGCGGCUGUUGCUUACCACUUAACAGAAUCAGAACUUAGACUGCUCUCGGAGCUGUAUCUUUUGUUUGGGUAGAAAAUAAGUAUCCCUGGAGUCUAGGCUCAGCUUUUGUCUGAUGGGGUUGCUCUGGUCCCUGCUUGGUGGAUUUGAAGGAAAAAAAAGGAAGAAGCCAAACCCUGGCUGCCCCAGUUUUUGGAGCACCAUUUGUGGAGUCAGUGGUCACAGCCUUUGUUUCCACCUCCACACAUGAGCUAGAACUGAGCUGCCUGGCUCACAGAGGAUCAGGUUGGCCUCGGCAGGCAGUGUCAUCACUGUCUCAUCAGAGAACGGAACUCCACUCAGGACUCAGAUUGGCUACUCGGAAUUGGGGAAGAGCGCCAUGGCAGCCGCAGAAGAGAGGACUCUUGUGCCUGCGUCAGAAUGGUCCCUUGGGGGUGGUUGGUUUUGUAGUUUUCCAUUUUCCUGGAGGGUCUCCAGAUGAGUGAGCGGCUCACUCAGCACUUUGACGUGAACUGUGACUGGGACCCACUGCUCCCCACAGCGUUAGUCAGCACCUUUCUGUCCAGCAGCACCCGGUUGGUCAGUCGGUAAGCACUGAGAGGGCAGCUCCAGACUCUGGCACUGGACACCAUGUUUCCAGUGGUUUAUUCUUUGCCCCGGGCUUUUGUGUUCCUCCAGACCCCUGUUCCCUUUCUGAUGAGUAGGGACCAUUGAUGUGGGACUGUGGGAGCUGGAGAUGUCCUCAGACAGCAUUCGUAACUUCUGAGACAGAGGGCACUUGGGCACUUGGAGGGCUCUGGCUGCCACCUUGAAUGGAGCCAAAGGAAUGCACCUUUUCCUUUGGCAAAGACUGCUCAUUAGAACCCUGUGGAUCAAAUCUGGGGGAGAGGAGGGCCUGGCAAGGCAAGCAAGUGGUAGCUCCAGCUGAGUCCCUUGCCAGGGCCUGAGCAAACCAGUUUCAAAAUCCAAGGUCCCCAAAUGGCAGCAGUUUAUGUUCUGAUCUGUUCGUGUUAAAUGGUGGGUUUUUUCCCCCUCUUUGGAACUCUUGUGUUGUUGAUAAAAUGAAAUAAUUACUUUUUAAUUAAAAUAAGAAAGUCAGA
Peromyscus maniculatus bairdii (prairie deer mouse) is the source of this 3138-nucleotide messenger RNA. It is a transcript of the gene Ncoa5, whose product is annotated as nuclear receptor coactivator 5. Gene Ontology annotation, cellular component: nucleoplasm. The record is from RefSeq and is a predicted model, not a curated record. Gene Ontology annotation, biological process: regulation of signal transduction. Lineage: Eukaryota; Metazoa; Chordata; Mammalia; Rodentia; Cricetidae.